UCCCCCACGUGACCCGUGCUGGCCAAUGGGCGGGCGGGGCGGUGGGGAUCCGGCUGGAACCGGUUGGGCCGCGUCCGGCUCUAUAUAAAACUUUAUAAACACCCGAUUCAAAUUAGUGGGGUCGGGAGAGAGACCAGGGAACCUAGCGCCAACGCCUGCCAUACCGUCCGACCUAGGCGAGACUCCCCUGCCCACACCGCCCGGCCCGAACCUAGCGAGACCCUCUCACUCCGCCCAGCCGAGCUCCUCACGCACCGCCCGGAGACAUGCCCAAGAGAAAGGCUGAAGGAGAUUCUAAGGGCGAUAAGGCCAAAGUUAAGGAUGAGCCACAACGGAGAUCAGCAAGGUUAUCUGCUAAACCUAUUCCUCCGAAGCCAGAGCCUAAACCUAAAAAGGUAGCUCCAAAGAAGGGUGAAAAAUUACCCAAGGGAAAGAAGGGGAAAGCUGAUGCUGGCAAGGAUGGAAACAACCCUGCAGAAAAUGGAGAUGCCAAAACAGACCAGGCACAGAAAGCUGAAGGUGCUGGUGAUGCCAAGUGAAUUGUGUGAAUUUUUUGAUAACUGUGUACUUCUGGUGACUGUACAGUUUGAAAUACUAUUUUUUAUCAAGUUUUAUAACAAUGCAGAAUUUUGUUUUACUUUUUUUUAAGCUAUGUUGUUAGCACACAGAAUGCUUCGUUGUUGUGUUUUUUGGGGAGCAACAGGGGCAAAAAUGUCACUCUAUUUCUCAGAACCCAUUUUAAACAAAACAAAAAAAGUCCCCUUGGUUUUUUUUGUUUUGGUUUUGGGUGUUUUUGUUUUUUAGGAGAGGGCUCUUCCUGGACAUGAAAAGGAGGGAUUCCCUGAUGCUGCAUAUGAGUUUAGCUUUGUGAAAUGCAUUGGAGUGAACAUUGAAGGUCCCAACGUGUCUGCUUGCCAAUUUUAAAACUGCAGUUUGUAAUGCCCUUUGUUUUCUCAUUCCCUUAGUCAUUUGCAUAUAGCUUAUCACUCCUUUAAAUAUGGCAAAAGGCGUUUUGGGACUUAUCACCCCAAAUUGUAAUGCAUUGUCACUGUCAGGCAAUCCAGACUUUCAGUGUCCAAAUUGGGAUGUGCAGGCUCUAAAAGAAGCUACAUUUCCUCUUUUAUAUUGUGGAUCUUCAAAUUAAAAACUCUGCAGUUUUAAUUUUUUUUCUCUAAAAGUCAGGGUAGGCUUGUGAAAAGUUGUUAAACAACAUGCUAAAUGUGAAAGUGUCCACCCUCACUCUAAACUUUUCCUUGUCCAAGUAUGAAAUGAAGAUUCUUCAUUGGUUUUAUAUAGUAACUUUUACGUUUUGAUAGUCCAUGGAGGGAGGGGAGUUUGAAGUUGUUGUAAAAUGUUGCAGAUUGUAGCCCAUGUCCUGCCUGAAUUACCAUGAUUGUUUAUGAAAAGUACCUUUAAUAAAGCUGGAUACGGUUUGGCUCGGA
Molecule: messenger RNA, 1442 nt
Organism: Chelonia mydas (Green sea turtle)
Lineage: Eukaryota; Metazoa; Chordata; Testudines; Cheloniidae
Gene: HMGN2
Product: high mobility group nucleosomal binding domain 2
Exons: 6
Coding region: 267-539 (90 amino acids)
Biological process (GO): chromatin organization
Cellular component (GO): nucleus; chromatin
Molecular function (GO): nucleosomal DNA binding
Source: RefSeq, a predicted model, not a curated record